Molecule: messenger RNA, 3131 nt
Organism: Miniopterus natalensis
Lineage: Eukaryota; Metazoa; Chordata; Mammalia; Chiroptera; Miniopteridae
Gene: HGFAC
Product: HGF activator
Biological process (GO): zymogen activation; blood coagulation
Cellular component (GO): rough endoplasmic reticulum; extracellular region
Molecular function (GO): calcium ion binding; serine-type endopeptidase activity
Source: RefSeq, a predicted model, not a curated record
GGGCACCGUGGAUGGUGGGCUGAAGCAGAUAGAGACGGCACCAUCAUCCCAGGUUGCCUGGGUGGACCCCAGUGUUGACAGCUCAAUGCUGGGGCCCCUGCACCCCUUUCUCCUCAGUCGGUGGGGGAGGGGUGGGGUCUUGUCCUGCCGGGUUUGUCAGAAGCUGGGGAGCACAGUGAGGCUGUGGGAUUGUUCUGGGUACUUCCAGGGAGCAGCCCCGGGGGAGGUGUAGGAAUGAAGAGGGGCGGCACCCGCCGUGCCCAGCACCCUCUCCGGGCGCACACAGUGAAGCAGAUGCAGUGCCAGCCCCCUCUGCACCCCGCGCAGGCAGCCUGCAUGCAGGGCGCUGCCCAGCCCAGUUCACAGAAGGGGCAGCAUGCGCUCACGGACAGGGCAGGACCCCAAGCCAGGUCCUGAUGGCCCUUGGUGGCCCCUGGGUACCUGGCCAGGGCUCUGCUGGGGACCAGAGAGGGAGUCUAGGAGAGGUGGGGAGAGGACGCUCCUGAGGACCACCGAGCCAGGGCAGACCACAGCGUGGCUCUGGGCCUGCUCCCCCUGUUGUACUUCCUGGGGACCCCGUCCCAGGCUUAUCCUGGACGGGGCAGCAGAGGUCCCCAUCCUGGGUCCCUGUUUGCAACACCCAGCCCAGCACCCCAGCCUCCUCCCCGCCUGGCCUUUUGCUGGUCAUGGGCCAGCACCCCAUCCUCCAGGCCAGGCCCUAGAAAGAGCCGAGCACACGUAGCUGCUCUGGUCAUGAACUGUUCACAGACAGACAGUGGCCAGCCCUGCAGCCCAGCAGGACCCAGAGGCUGGGCUGGGAGUCCAGGCCCCGCCCACCAUGUCGUCCUGGGAGAUUUUGUGGAGGUGAUUUCUGAGCUAAGACCCAAGGAUGUUGUCAGGACCAGGACCAGUGUGGCUGAGCCCCGAGGGGACCGCAGGGCCCUUGGGCCUGGCAGGAUGUGCUGGGCAGCAGGUGUGGGGGACAUAAUGGCCCUGGCAUGGAGGCAGCCAGGGUUAAUCAUUUCCAGGUGGCCUUGACUCCACCUGCCCCGGCCGCUCUGCUCCUGACUCCUGUCGCCCCUCAAACAAGUCAGGAGGAGCCAUGGGGCACUGGGCCCGGGUCCCCAGUCCCUGCCCCUCGCCCAAACUGUCCCUGCUUCUGCUACUGCUGCUGGUGCCUCUCAGGGCCCAACCCCAGGCUAGCAGGAACCACACGGAGCCCCAAGAACCUAAUGCCACAGUGACCCCUGGGACCUCCACUAUUCCUAUAACCUCAGUGACCCCUACGACCUCACCUGUGAGCGCUCCAGAGGCAGAGGAUCCCCACGGUGGGGGGCUCACCUCCCCACCCAGGGCGGCCCCCUCCAGCAGCAGCCCUGGGGGCCCAGUGCUCACCGAGGACGGGCAGCCCUGCCGGUUCCCCUUCCGCUACGGCGGCCGCCUGCUCCACUCCUGCACUUCGGAGGGAAGCGCCCGCAGGAAGUGGUGUGCCACGACCCACAACUAUGACCGCGACCGGGCCUGGGGAUACUGCACGCAGGCCUCCGAGACCCGGGAGGGCCCAGCUGCUCUGGAUCCCUGUGCCUCCAGCCCCUGCCUCAAUGGGGGGUCCUGCACCAACACCCAGGACCCUGGCUCCUACCACUGCACCUGCCCCGUGUCCUUCGCUGGCAAGGACUGCGACAUGGAGAAAUGCUUUGACGAGACCCGCUAUGAGUACCUGGAGGCGGGAGACAGCUGGGCCCGUGUGCACCAGGGCCGAGUGGAACAGUGCGAGUGUGUGGGCGGCCACAUCCAGUGCGAGGACACACGGCACACAGAUUGCCUGAGCAGCCCGUGUCUGAAUGGGGGCACCUGCCACCUGAUUGUGGCCACCGGGACCACCGUAUGUGCCUGUCCCCUGGGCCAUGCUGGGAGGCUCUGCAACAUCGUGCCGGCCCAGAGCUGCUUCGUGGGGAACGGCACUGAGUACCGGGGUGUGGCCAGCACGGCAGCCUCGGGCCUCAGCUGCCUGGCCUGGAACUCCGACCUUCUCUAUCAGGAGCUGCACGUGGACUCGGUGGGCGCUGCCGCCCUGCUCGGCCUUGGCCCCCACGCCUACUGCCGGAACCCCGACAGGGACGAGCGGCCCUGGUGCUACGUGGUGAAGGACCACGCGCUCUCCUGGGAGUACUGCCACCUGGUGGCCUGCGAAUCCCUCGCCAGAAUCGAGCACCCACCCAAGCAGUCCCUGCUGGCGCUGCCUGACCCGGCCCCAGCCGGACGCCAGACCUGCGGCAGGCGGCACAAAAAGAGAAACUUCCUCCGGCCUCGCAUCAUCGGGGGCUCGUCCUCGCUGCCCGGCUCCCACCCCUGGCUGGCCGCCAUCUACAUCGGGGACAGCUUCUGUGCCGGGAGCCUCCUCCACACCUGCUGGGUGGUGUCUGCCGCCCACUGCUUCUCCCACAGUCCCCCCAGGGAGAGCGUCUCGGUGGUCCUGGGCCAGCACUUCUUCAAUCUCACGACGGACGUGACACAGACGUUCCGCAUCGAGAAGUACAUCCCGUAUCCCCAGUACUCGGUGUUCAACCCCAGCAACCAUGACCUCGUCCUGAUUCGGCUGAAGAAGAAGGGGGAUCGCUGUGCUGUCCGCUCCCAGUUUGUCCAGCCCAUCUGCCUGCCGGAGCCCAGCAGCCCCUUCCUGGUCGGACACAAGUGCCAGAUUGCGGGCUGGGGCCACCAGAACGAGAACACGAAGGGCUACUCCAGCUCCCUGCGGGAGGCGCUGGUGCCCCUGGUGGCCGAUCACAAGUGCAGCAGCCCCGAGGUGUAUGGGGCGGACAUCAGCCCCAACAUGCUGUGUGCCGGCUACUUCGACUGCAAGGCUGACGCCUGCCAGGGGGACUCAGGUGGGCCCUUGGUCUGCGAGAAGAAUGGUGUGGCCUACCUGUAUGGCAUCAUCAGCUGGGGUGACGGCUGCGGGCGGCUCAACAAACCAGGCGUCUACACCCGUGUGUCCAAUUACGUGAACUGGAUCAACGACCGGAUUCGGCCCCCUAAGCGGCCUGCAGAUACCUCCUGAGACCCCCUGGGAGGCAUGCUGCCUUCUUGCAAUUCCUUGCCUGCUGGCAAUAAAGCUGCUCCCAAGAACA